CAGGCGCUAGCUGUCGCUUUCCUGUUAGGGGCAAGAUGGCGGCGGCAUCGGUGUAUCGAGCUGUGGGUUCUGUUGCUAGCCGGGCUCUUCGUCGGGGCCCCUGCGCGCCGCUAUCCUUAUGGGGCUUGGUAAGAAGAGGAAGUACUGCAUCCUAUGCCAGUGUGUUAUCUAAUCUUCCUGAGACAGAGGUUACUACUUUAGACAAUGGCUUACAAGUAGCAUCGGAAAAGUCGAGCCAUCCUACGUGUACAGUGGGGUUAUGGAUUAAGUUAGGAAGUCGCUAUGAAACUGAGAAGAAUAAUGGAGUUGGGAACCUUAUGGAACACCUGGCAUUCAAGGGUACAGAGAAAUACCCUGGUGCCCAAUUUGAAAAGGAAGUGGAAAGCAUUGGUGCACAUCUGAAUAGCUACUACUCUCGUGAAAAGACAGCCUUCUACAUGAAAAUUCUACCCAAAGAUUUGCCUAAAGCAAUUGAGAUUCUGGCUGAUAUAGUACAGAACUGCAGUUUGGAAGAUUCUCAGAUUGAGAAGGAGCGGAAUGUCAUCCUUCAGGAGAUGAAAGAAUCUGAUGCUUGUUUGUCUGACGUCCUCUUCGAUUAUCUUCAUGCUUCAGCUUAUCAAGGCACAUCUUUGGCCCAAACGGCUGAAGGGACAACAGCAAAUAUAAAGAAAUUGACUCGUGCAGAUAUAGUACAAUACAUGGAAUCUCAUCUCAAAGCACCUCGCAUGGUCCUGGUAGCUGCUGGAGAUGUUGAUCAUAAAGAAGUAGUGGAUCUUGCCCAGCAGCAUUUUGGCAAUCUUCUUUUUAAUUACAAAGCUGAUUCCAUGCCUGUUUUGCCCAACUGCCGCUUCAGUGGGAGUCAGGUCACAGUCAGAGAUGAUGAUUUACCUUUGGCUCAUGUUGCUUUUGCAGUGGAGGGGCCUGGCUGGAGUAGUCCAGACAAUCUUGUCCUUCUGUUAGCUAAUUCAAUCAUAGGACGCUAUGACCUUACCUUUGGUGGAAGUAAGAAUCUGUAUAGCAAAAUGGCUGCUGAUUUUGCUGCGAAAAACAUGUGUCAAAGUUUCCAGACCUUCAACAUUUGCUACUCUGAUACAGGACUUUUCGGUUUCUAUUUUGUCACCGACCGUUUCAAUAUUUUAUUCUCAAGUGAUUGGGGAAGGUAUGAAUGGAUGCGCAUGUGCACUAAUUUGCCUGACCACGAAUUGGAGAGAGGCAAAAAAGUUCUUCGAAGGAACUUGGUGGCCCAACUAGAUGGUACCACUCCAAUGUGUGAGAGUAUUGCAACCGAGCUGCUGAGCUAUGGUCAUCGGAUAUCUCUGGAAGAAUGGGAUGCCAGAAUUUCUGAAAUUAAUACCCAGAUGGUUCAGGAUGUCUGUAGUAAAUACGUGUAUGACAAAUGUCCAGUUGUUGCAGGAGUUGGACCUGUUGAGCAGCUUCUAGAUUACACCUACAACCGCUCUUGGACAUAUUUGCACCGUUACUAGGCUGUCCAGUGCAGGAUGGAAAUCCUCUGGAUCCUCUGGAUUUUCUUGUGGUCUUUUGUGUGCCAGUGGCAAGAUGUAUCCCAUACAUUCUGUAUAAAAUGCUUUAUGGCUAUAUAAAUGAUGUAUCAGAGAGAGCAAAAUAAAUCUAAACGAGUUGGUA
This is a messenger RNA of Candoia aspera, 1644 nucleotides long. Its product is annotated as cytochrome b-c1 complex subunit 1, mitochondrial. Lineage: Eukaryota; Metazoa; Chordata; Lepidosauria; Squamata; Candoiidae. The record is from RefSeq and is a predicted model, not a curated record. Gene Ontology annotation, molecular function: metal ion binding. The transcript is spliced from 13 exons. Gene Ontology annotation, cellular component: mitochondrion. The coding region runs from base 36 to 1484 and encodes 482 amino acids.